Messenger RNA from Psylliodes chrysocephalus, 693 nucleotides. NCBI's taxonomy places the organism in Eukaryota, Metazoa, Arthropoda, Insecta, Coleoptera, Chrysomelidae. The record is from the annotation of a GenBank genome assembly.
AUGCCAUUGCAAUGGAUGAUUUGUUUAUUACACACUAACGAAUUGCUGCUUCGCCACUUAAUGAACUAUUUAAACGGAAAAACUACUGAGCCCAAAGGUUUUUCGGGAGACAUUGUUGAUAUAACAGCCUUAAGUACCGAUGCUAAGUAUAUGUACGAGAUGUGGCAAGGAAUCUCCACUGGAGUUUUAAAAGGCGAUUUGGCUCUAAAAGCAGCAGGGAAAAUGUCACACUCUAGAUGGCUUACCACAGCCAAUAGAGUCCUAAGGUUAUACGUUGUUAACAAUGAGCCCUUUCAAAACGUUAAAAUGUUAACAAAGUUUAUAGUAAAAGUGUAUGCCAUGUGCUGGUUCGAAAUUAAAUGCCAGUGGUCUUGUAAGGAUGGUGCCAGGCAUUUGUUUAGAAUUAUUGGUAAAUCUCGUUACCUCCCUGAAGAAAUAACAAAAGUUAUUGAUCCCGUAAUUGAAAGAAACGGAUUUUUUGGUCACCCAGAAAAUCUUUUAAUAGCCAUAUUAUGGGAUAAUAGAAAACAUAUGCGAGAGUUAGCUUUAAGAAGGAUUUUAAAAUACAGAUCAACCGCAGAAAUCGAGGAUGUCAGAAUAUUUCGAGCUGUUGAGCGAUCUGUUAAGUUAGUCACCGAAGCUUCUAUAGCGGUUUAUUGCCCUGAAGCACGAGACGAGUUUAUUAGAGAUUGA